Molecule: messenger RNA, 1146 nt
Organism: Oryza sativa Japonica Group (Japanese rice)
Lineage: Eukaryota; Viridiplantae; Streptophyta; Magnoliopsida; Poales; Poaceae
Source: RefSeq, a predicted model, not a curated record
GCAUGCAGGGUCUUGUUGCUCUCAGCAAAUUGUCCUCUUUUUAUGGUGGUAAUGGUCGAACUUCUUCAGCACACUUGGAUUGGAUUCUCCUCUUCCACAUGCUUGUGAUGGAAAAGUAAAACCAGAGGCAUGGGGUUUAGACCAGAAAGUUCACAUAUAUACACACAUUGGAAGCCUGCAGAGGCAAUCAACCCAACCCCAGGAGAAGAAGAGAACACACCGUUCAGUUCAUCCUCACCUCUUGUUCUCCACAAUUGCAGAUAAGUUGCUUCCUCUUUUUUUGCAGAGAGGAGUGGUGGUUUUGGUGGUGCAGAUGAUGGCUGGCUUGCAAAGAUCAGCGACAACAUUCAGAAGGUCCGGUUCGUCAGGCCUGGUCUGGGACGAGCGGUUCUUGACCGAGGACGCAGAGGCGGCCAAGGCCGGCGAUGGCGAUGGCGGUGGCGGCACGGAGGAGCCCCAGCCGGAGCUCCGGCAUUCCAAGAGCGUCGGGAGCAUCGGCAUGAUGCGCCGUGUCGCUGCCGACGACGGCGACGACAGCGAGAAGACGACGAAGCAGCAGAGGAAGAAGAAGAAGAAGAAGAAGAAGGACGGUCAGAAGGAGGACGACAACCGCAGCCAGCAGGUGUUCAGGACCAAGGACAUCGCCCCGGACGUCGACCCGCCGUCGCCGAGGGUGUCCGGCUGCAUCCUCUGCUCCAUCUUCUCCGGCUCCGGCUCGUCGUCGUCGGCGACGUCGCGCCGCGCCAAGCCGAGGAAGAAGUGAAACAAACGGGGUGACAUAUAAAAAACCAUACAUACCUUCCCGGUGGUGCUGCAUCAUCUGUUACUGUAAAGCCGUGUGAGCCAUGGAUCUGGGGCAUGUCUAUACACUCGAGUGACACAUGAGUUUGUACUGCUUAUAAACACAUAUAUAUUUGUCAGGUUAGUUUUUUUUUCUUUUUUUUACCUUCUCUUUUGUUCAUCAGCUCCUCGAUCCAGAUCCAUGGCUCAAACCCAUAGUUAUUAGAGCUUAUUAGUACUAGCAACCAGCAGCUAUUGAGAUUUGGGUUGUUCUUCAGUUCUUUGUCUGGUACAAUUCUUCUCUCAUUUCUUCAGCUGCUGAGUGAGCCUUUGGAUCUCUGUGAUUGAUCGAUUGAUUGCGUUGCA